GGGUAGCUGCGGCCGCAGCAGCGGCGGCGGGCAUGGCAGAGGCGCGAUCCCAGCCCUCGGCGGGGCCGCAGCUCAACGCGCUACCGGACCACUCUCCGUUGCUGCAGCCGGGCCUGGCGGCGCUGCGGCGCCGGGCCCGGGAAGCUGGCGUCCCGCUCGCGCCGCUGCCGCUCACCGACUCCUUCCUGCUGCGGUUCCUGCGCGCCCGGGAUUUCGAUCUGGACCUGGCCUGGCGGUUACUAAAAAACUAUUAUAAGUGGAGAGCAGAAUGUCCAGAAAUAAGUGCAGAUCUACACCCUAGAAGUAUUAUUGGCCUCCUAAAGGCUGGCUACCAUGGAGUCCUGAGAUCCAGGGAUCCCACUGGCAGCAAAGUUCUUAUUUACAGAAUCGCACACUGGGACCCCAAAGUUUUUACAGCUUAUGACGUAUUUCGAGUAAGUCUAAUCACAUCCGAGCUUAUUGUACAGGAGGUAGAAACUCAGCGGAAUGGAAUCAAGGCUAUCUUUGAUCUGGAAGGUUGGCAGUUUUCUCAUGCUUUUCAAAUCACUCCAUCCGUAGCCAAGAAGAUUGCUGCUGUACUUACGGAUUCAUUUCCAUUGAAAGUUCGUGGCAUCCAUUUGAUAAAUGAACCAGUAAUUUUCCAUGCUGUCUUUUCCAUGAUCAAACCAUUCCUGACUGAAAAAAUUAAGGAACGGACAGGGCCUCACUUUGUGCAGUGGCACGAUCUUGGCUCACUGCAACCUCCACCUCCUGGGCUCAAGCAAUCCUCCUGCCUCAGCCCACCAAGUAUCUGGGACUACAGUCCUGCACCACCACGCCCAGCUAAUUUUUGUAUUUUUUUUGUACCAGCCAUGUUGCCCAGGCUGGUGUUGAACUCCUGAGCUCAAGUAAUCCACCUGCCUUGGCCUCUCAAAGUGUUGGGAUUACAGGCAUGAGCCACUGCACCCGGCUGUCUCUUAACUUUAUACUAACUAACAGUAUCCAUCGACUGUACCAUAUAAAUUGUUUCUCAUAGAUUUAAUUGUGUGCUCAGAUAUAUGCUUCUACUUAAUAUGAAUUAGUACCAGCUAGUACAUUUUUAUCGUGUAUAGAAUAGUCCCAAGGUAUUAGUUUGGUAAGAAUCACUUGCACAUAAGGGAAUAGAAUUUAUAAAAUAACUUUAUUUAAUCUUUAAAAAUUUACUUAUGAAAGAGGAAAAUAACUUUUUAUAAAUUUUAUGCAGUUAUAAGAAUGCAAAUCCAAGAAACAGUAAGGUUAUUAGAUCCACAGUAAUACAACCUAAACAUAAGUAAAAUUAUUAGAUUCAUAACCAGAGGAAUAAAGGAUGUGGUAUCUAUUUAUACACUCCAUUUUAGAAGUUAUUAGAAUACCUUGUUUUAUGAGGUUGAUUUUCCACUGGAAAUGCAUCUAAUGCGGUUUCCUUCUAAAGUGUUUUGGCUAUUUCAGAUUCACAUGCAUGGGAACAACUACAAACAAAGCUUGCUUCAGCAUUUCCCAGACAUUCUUCCUCUGGAAUAUGGUGGUGAAGAAUUCUCCAUGGAGGACAUUUGUCAGGAAUGGACAAAUUUUAUAAUGAAGUCUGAAGAUUAUCUCAGCAGCAUUUCUGAGAGCAUUCAAUGAGAAGUUAUGUCAUGUGAAUGGCUUCCUAACUAAAAAUACAUGAGUGAUAUCCAACCUGGUUAAAUGAAUGAAAGAAAAGGAGCAAAUCUUUUAAACUAAUGCUUGCCUGAACUUUAAAAAUGUAGAAAUCUUCUGACAUGAGCAACACAGGUGUUUGGAAAGAUUUUUUACUUUUUAAAUGCUUUUUUCUCUACUUUUGAAGUAAUUAAAUGUCAGUACAUUUUAAGAGCAUAAAAAUCGGCGAUUUUGUACUUGAAGAGAACAUGAAAGUUAUUGCUAAAGUAGCUGCUCAUGUGCAUCUUUGUAUGUUUCUAGAAAGUUAUAUUUUAAACAAGUUCUCUGAUUAAAUUGGUUUAGAAAAAAAUUUAGAAAUAUUCCGCUUAAAAAUACUAGCACAAGUCAGCUAAUGAUAAAAAAAUUAACACUUGUUUUAAGUGGAUGUCAGAUUAAAUUAUAAUUCAUUAUAAUUAAAAUCUGAAUAGAGUUUUAUGGUUAUUCCUGUGGACCAGCAAGACAUUUCAUCUCAGGGAAAUUUUAUUUUAGUAUAUUAACACGAUAGAAACUUUUUUUUUUUUUUUCAGACAGAGUCUUGCUCUGUCGCCCAGGCUAGAGUGCAGUAGUGAGAUCUCAGCUCACUGCAACCUCUGCUAGGAUUACAUGUGCACACCACCACUCCUGGCUAAGUUUUGUAUUUUAUAUAGAGAUGGGGUUUUGCCACGUUGGCCAAGCUGGUCUCAAACUCCUGAACUCAAGUAAUUUGCCUGCUUCGGCCUCCCAGAGUCCUGGGAUUACAGUCGUGAGCCAUCGCGCCUGGCCGUGAUAGAAACUUUCAGCUGAGGAGUCUAUAUGCCAUACUACUCUAUGUGGCAUCUUUAGGUCUCUGUGAAAUCAUGUUGAUGUAAUUGAUUAACAAAAAUAAUUUAGAAAAUACGUCAGGCACAGUUGAUGGCUUCUCAAUAUCUGCUUUGCAUUUUUAAACAAAUCAAGAAUGUAAUUUUAACUUUUGCUUAUGGUCAUUCUUAUGACUACACGGAAAGGGAUGGAAUCAUACUUACUUGUCUUAUACAUGGACUGUUUUUAGUUAACAAUAACGUAACUACACAAAGGAAAGGAAAUGUUUACAUUUUAAAAAAUUACUGUCAAUUACAUCUGGUAUUUUUCAGAUUAUGCAUAAAAUAAUAUGAGUUUGACUAUUGUAUCAGAAUAUUUUAAUCAAAUCCUGCAAUUUAUAUUAACUUAAAAAAACAUCUGGUAAAGACUGGGUGUGGCAGCUCACACCUGUAAUCCCAGCACUUUGGGAGGCCGAGGCUGGAUGGAUGAUUGCUUGAGCGCAGGAGUUCUAGACCAGCCUGGGCAAUACAGGGAGACCCUGUCUCUAUUUCAAAAAUAAAUAAAUAGGCCCCGGUGUGUGAUGUUCCCCUUCCUGUGUCCAUGUGUUCUCAAAAAAAAUUAAAAAAUAAAAAUAAAAAUAAAUAAAUAAAUAACCGGUAAAGAUGUACUGUUUCUACUGCAGUUUAUAAUAUUUCAUUUAUUAAGAAAGAUAUCAUCUCAGCUUUCAAAUUCAACAUAGCCCUCAAUUUAUGACAUAAGUUUUAUACUUAGUAUUUUAUAAUUUCUUAAUUUUGUUAUAAACUUGAAAAUGUAGAAUAUGGGGUCCAAAAUCUGUUGAACAUUUGUUCAGCUAGUUAGGUUUCAACAUUAAUCAUAUACAUUAAUAGUAUCUUUAUGUAAGGAUAUGUGAAGGGUGUUUUUCUUUAUAAGAAAAUUAGUUUAAUCAGGUGAGCUGAUACUUAGGAUUAUACAUAUAUCUAUGAUAAAAUUGAAAGUAAUUGUGGUUGUUCUUUAGAGAACGUGUUUUGAUUUUGACUUAGUAUUGGGAAGCUAACAACAUUAUAAUUUUUAUUAAAAAACUGGACCCUGGGCCGGGCGCGGUGGCUCACGCCUGUAAUCCCAGCACUUUGGGAGGCCGAGGCGGGCGGAUCACGAGGUCAGGAGAUCGAGACCAUCCCGGCUAAAACGGUGAAACCCCGUCUCUACUAAAAAUACAAAAAAAUUAGCCGGGCGUAGUGGCGGGCGCCUGUAGUCCCAGCUACUUGGGAGGCUGAGGCAGGAGAAUGGCGUGAACCCGGGAGGCGGAGCUUGCAGUGAGCCGAGAUCCCGCCACUGCACUCCAGCCUGGGUGACAGAGCGAGACUCCGUCUCAAAAAAAAAAAAAAAAAAAAAAAAAAAAACUGGACCCUGCCUGUUUUCUAAAAAACACUUUAAAGUAUUUUAAAAUAAAAGCAUACUAUUUAAAAUUGUAUAAUUAAAAAUAAUAAAAGAACAAAAUCACUUAAAAAGAAUAAACAGUGUCAAUAACAAAAAACCUCUGGCUUACCCAACUUUUGUUUCUAGAAGAUUUAUAUCAAUCACCAGUUCCACUUCAUUUAUUUUUGUUUAUUUCAAACACUUUCUUAUGACUCUGUGGAGGAGUGAUUAGUUUAGUACCCAAAUAAAGGAUAACAUUUUAAAAUGUCCUUUAAAUUAGAUUUUUUUGGUGAUAGGUUCCAUAGUAAAUAGAAUUAAGAUAAGUCAGUUAAUCUAGGCAUAUUUUAUGAUGGAACUUUGAAGUGUUUAUAAAUGAAACAAUUCACUGAAGAACAUUAAAAGAAAAUUGAAAUGAAUGGUCAAAUUAAUAAAGUGUCAAAGCAAAUAAUUGUCUAAUUGUCUAUAUUACUUUAGUGAUUAUGCCAGAAGUGCCUUUUAAAAGGUUAACUGUAUUAUGUGCUCAUUGUGUUACUCAACUGCACGUAAUUUAUUUGUUUUAAUAUUGUUUGAAAGAAAAUAAACAUCUUUCACAUAAA
Messenger RNA from Homo sapiens (human), 4463 nucleotides. It is a transcript of the gene TTPA, whose product is annotated as alpha tocopherol transfer protein. Gene Ontology annotation, molecular function: vitamin E binding; phosphatidylinositol-3,4-bisphosphate binding; phosphatidylinositol-4,5-bisphosphate binding. The transcript has 5 exons. The record is from RefSeq and is marked reviewed. Gene Ontology annotation, cellular component: cytoplasm. NCBI's taxonomy places the organism in Eukaryota, Metazoa, Chordata, Mammalia, Primates, Hominidae. Bases 33 to 881 code for a protein of 282 amino acids. Gene Ontology annotation, biological process: vitamin transport; intermembrane lipid transfer; response to toxic substance.